ACAGGGACCCGUGGUUCUUGUCAAGUCAUGCGUCUGCCCACCCCCAUCUCCAACUUAUCACCCAACCACAGUCUGGGUGCGGACUCAUCUGGACGACAUGACAUCUACAUUACCGACCCAUUAAUUGCUGUUUGUCCUAGUGCAGAUGUACCCCUGGGUAUAUGCGUGACCAUCAUGGUAUGCAUGUCCUUUCUUUUGACUUUUCUCCAAAAUUUAAUGCUGUUUGCCUUUUUCUGCCCCUUUGUUCUAGUCGACGGACCUCAUUGCUUCUUUGGUCUAUUACUGUACCCCUCGAUUGCCCAUGUACAUUCUUCUGUCUCGUGGGGGACCUGCAUGUAGUAUACGUUGUAAUCAUGUAGCGCACUCACCCUGGUUCUACAAAGUGCAGCUCACAGCUAUGCAGAGCCACAUGCCUAAGAUUAGGCACGCGACAAGGAGAGGGGUCUGUGG
Messenger RNA from Aspergillus piperis CBS 112811, 450 nucleotides. RefSeq lists its product as uncharacterized. The coding region runs from base 28 to 339 and encodes 103 amino acids. Lineage: Eukaryota; Fungi; Ascomycota; Eurotiomycetes; Eurotiales; Aspergillaceae. The transcript has a single exon. The record is from RefSeq and is a predicted model, not a curated record.